Poecilia latipinna (sailfin molly) is the source of this 2596-nucleotide messenger RNA. It is a transcript of the gene rbm12ba, whose product is annotated as RNA binding motif protein 12Ba. The record is from RefSeq and is a predicted model, not a curated record. Bases 391 to 2319 code for a protein of 642 amino acids. NCBI's taxonomy places the organism in Eukaryota, Metazoa, Chordata, Actinopteri, Cyprinodontiformes, Poeciliidae. The transcript has 2 exons. Gene Ontology annotation, molecular function: RNA binding.
CGGCAGCUCUGUCGGUUCCCAAACGUUUCCUCAACAACUUCGACGGACUUCUAGCUUUUAAAAUAAUGAGUUAGGGUGAUUUUUUUUUUAAAAGAGCGGGAGUUUAUAAUUAUAAUGAGGUGUGGAUAGUGUUUAAGAGGAUAAAACAGCAGCAUUGCACGAGAAAGUAUUUUAAACAACAAAGACCGGAAGACGUUUCUUCAAAGGUUCACAUGAAGAGAACGGUGAUGUGGGAUGAUUUUUACCGUUUUGUUACAUACCGACUUCCAGAUGAUUAGUGGUUGAAUUGCUGCAAUCUGGAGUCAUUUUUUAUGGGCUCUCACACUCCGAAAUAAGAGCCUUCUAAAUUUACAGACAACACCCAGCCUGCAGGGACAAAGGACGGAAAGAAUGAGUACGAUCCUCAGACUGGAAGGCCUGGACGUGAAGGCAGGCACUGAAGAUAUACGGACCUUCUUUCAGUCCCUGGACAUACCUGAUGGAGGAGUUUACAUUAUGGGAGGACAUCUCGGCGAGGCUUUCAUUUCAUUUACCACUGUAAGUGAUGCACAGGCUGCCUUGCUGCGCAGUGGGAAUUUACUCAAAGGCUCCAUGGUGACCCUGCACAUCAGCAGCAUGGAAGAGAUAGAGUGGAAACUCGAGGAGUCCUUAAAUGGCAAGAAAACUUCGCUCACCGUAAGAAAACCCCAUCCACGUUCAGCUGAAAAUGAAAUGUCAAGGCGACAUAAGGAUAAAAAUGGCGAUGUCAAGUCCAAAUCCAGCUCGCAUGAUGUUUACAUGGCUAAGGUGAAGCCCAAAUCUGGACCUCGUGACAUUAAUAUAUUGAAGCCCAAAUCCAGAUUACAUGAAGACAACAUGACUACAAUGAAGCAGAAAUCCAGGCCACAUGCUAACAUGACAAUGAAGCCCAAAUCUAGGUUGCAUGAUGUUAAUAAGAUAAAGGUGAAGCCCAAAUCUAGGCUGCAUGGUGAUAGUACUUCAAUUUCAUCUUCAGCUGCAUUUCCACUUGAUCCUGAUCCUGCUGAUCUGCCAGCUUCUAAUGCACAACAUUUUCAGCUGAGUCCAACAAACAUGCCGGCUUCGAAUGCACAACCAUUAGAUGCCGAUUCUUUUUUACUUGGGGUUUGUACUGUCCUUAAAAGACUCCAAUCAACUCAAACCAUGGUGCCAAUGUUUGAGUUUCCCCACGUUGACAGCACAACUUCCUCUGAAGCGGUCAGAAAUCCAGAACAUACAUUGGACUUGAGGCCAGGCUACGCCCGGCUAUUUGGGCUGCCAGCUUCAAUUACUAAAGAAGACAUUUGCAAGUUCUUCAAAGGAUUGCGUGUAGAAGACGUUAUAGUCAACGUCGAACUGGGAAUCAGUCGUGGCUGCCUUGUGAAGUUUGCAGAUAUGCAAAAUGCAUCUGAUGCUCUUGGCUUCAACCAACAGUUGCUGGGCUCCGUUCAUGUGGAAGUACGUGGAGCAGAUGAAAAACUGUGGCUGAGAGCUCUUCAGGAAUGUAGUAAGGCUUUUGAUGACAGGUCAAAGUGGAAACAUGAAAGAUCUCCAACAGAAAAGGCACACUACGAGAGAAGAUCUGUUACUUCCCUUAAGAGGACAUCUGAUCAAGUUCAGUUUAAACCAUUAAAAAACCCAAAACUCGAUGCGGAACCCAAUGCUUCAUCAAGACCCUCGGAGUACACGGUCAUGGUCAGAAACCUGCCAAAAAACAUGACCAAGACUGACAUAAAAGAGCUGUUCAGAUGCCCAAACCUACCGCACAAAAAUGUGCUUCAUCUGCUUGACGAAACAAGCAAUAUCACUGACACAGCUUUUCUGAGUUUUAACUGUACCGAGGACUUUGACUACGCCAUUAAUCUCUCUGGCUGCCAUGGUGGCUCUGGUGCCAUUGAGGUUAAAUCAAUCUCCAAGGAGCUCAUGUGGAAAAUAAUCGCCAAAAACCACCCCAGAAACCAAAGGACUGAUCCAAGGUUACAACGCAGCUUCAGGAAGUCGGAGCCAGUGCAGACAAACGCGCCACAGAGGGAAAGUCUAAACGAGACGGGUCAGCGGUACAUUUUUAUUAGGAACAUGCCUGCAACUGUCAAGAAAAGUCAAAUCAGGAGCCUGUUCUGUAAAUUCAGUCUGAGUUUGGAUGAUAUAAUUUUAAUACAUGACAGUGAGGGCUAUGGCUCGGGUGAGGCUGUGGUCAAGUUUGAAUCCGAACAGCAGGUCACGCAGGCUCAGAGGUUGCACGGCGAAGAGUUCCUGGGAUCAAAAGUGAUUCUCACCCCCAUAAAUGAGAAGCAAAUGAAGAAAAUUUUGAUGAACACCUGAGGAAUGUUUUGCCUGACCAUCGGCUUCAGCUGCGCUUGACUGCAGAGGUUUCUAGUUUGCUCCAAGGAUUUUAUUUCAAGAUCUCCCUAUGUUAUCGUUCUCUUCAUAUAUACUACACAGUCUGCAGUAAUGUUCUAAUAAUUAAUGGAAGACAUUCCCAAGUGUUGGAUACUACUGCGAUGAAAAGAAGAUGCCUUGGAUUUGUGUACAAACAUGUUCGAUAUUUUUGUCUACCUUUAUCCUGCAUGGCUAAAUAAAUUUUUUAUAUGGCUUUUGA